Molecule: messenger RNA, 5344 nt
Organism: Cheilinus undulatus (humphead wrasse)
Lineage: Eukaryota; Metazoa; Chordata; Actinopteri; Labriformes; Labridae
Gene: bcar3
Product: BCAR3 adaptor protein, NSP family member
Exons: 17
Coding region: 168-3104 (978 amino acids)
Biological process (GO): small GTPase-mediated signal transduction; positive regulation of peptidyl-serine phosphorylation
Molecular function (GO): guanyl-nucleotide exchange factor activity; phosphotyrosine residue binding
Source: RefSeq, a predicted model, not a curated record
CUGAAGGAGCGUGAGUGUAUCGUCUUCCAGCCGGUCAGUCACUAAGAAACUCAGUCAUUCAAACAAACCGUGACAUGGAAUAACUUUAACAGAAGUCUGAGAGGCUGAAAGUGAGAAAAGAGCUCAAACUGUGAAGAGGAGAAGAGGUCACGCUGACAGAGUUGAGGAUGAUGGCUGAGGGGCGUUUUGCCAGCCUGCCCAGGUCCCUGCACGCUCACCACCACACCCUGGGAGGGGGCUCUGCUCACCCUGCAGUCCCCUCCUCCCCCCUCGGUGUCUCCAGCAGCAGCACCUGCUCCUCCAGGAGGUUCCAGGCCUCCCUCGCCUCCUCCAUGGACCUCCUCAGCUCCAGACCAGGCCUUCCUCCUGGCAGCAGCGGCAGCCUAUCAGAGCUUCCCGUCUCUUCCUAUCAGCCAAUCUCCAUUCACGGAACUCUGCCACGACGUAAAAGAGGAGGGGCUAACAUCAACCAUGGCAACUACACCUGGGACCCCAGAGCCAAUCACAUGCAGCCGAUACUGGCUCCUGGACACGUAACUAAACCCCUGAAGUCCCCGCUGGUCCAGAAUAUCAUUGAUGACUUUCAUGGUUACAGGGAACCCGCUGCAGGCCUGGAUGCCACGGUGGACUACGUGAAGUUCUCCAGAGAUCAGUUCAUCCUGGACUGUCCGUCAGAGAAACUCCGCAGAGAGCUGGAAGAGGAGCUGAAGAUGAACUGUGAGGAGCCACGGAGCCACGCGUGGUACCACGGAGCCAUACCCAGACAGGUUGCAGAAAACUUGGUGCAGCGUGACGGGGAUUUCCUGAUCCGUGAUUCACUGUCGAGUCCAGGAAGUUACGUUCUGACGUGUCAGUGGAGAAACGCUGCUCAGCACUUUAAAAUCAACAAGAAGGUGGUGAUGUUGAACGAGGCUUACUCCAGAGUGGAGUAUCGUCUGGACAGAGAAGGCUUUGACAGCGUCCCAGCACUUAUUAGAUACUACGUCGGCAACAGGAAACCUGUGUCACAGGUGGUCGGCGCUAUUAUCUUCCAGCCAAUCAACAGAGCGCUGCCUCUGCGCUGCUUAGAGGAAAAGUACGGGCUGUCCAGUAAUCACAGGGAGGCGGGGCUUAUGGCUCAGGAGAAGCGGAGCCAGAAGCGCCUCAGCCUCAACAUCUCAAACGGACACACGCACGACAACACGCAAAACGUGCAGGACGCCACGCAUUGCAGGGAGAACGGCACAAGCCGAGGCAGCCAGCUCAGGCUGAAGGAUCGCUGCGGCAGCCAACCAGCAAGUCUGAAUCAGGUCCAGGAGAGGAGACGCCCGCUCAAGGCUCAUCAGUCAGAGAGCUACCUGCCUCUUGGAUCCAAACCUCAGCCCCAGAUGUCUCCAGACCCUCUCCUGCCGAGUCCCAGCCCAAAGUCCCCAGUCUUUCGGACGGGUAGUGAGCCAGUGUUGAGUCCCUCUGUGGCUCGGAGAUCUGCAGAGCCUCUGGCAGGCCAGGCCAUCCGUGGCUCUGACAGCCAGCUGUGUCCUAAGCCUCCUCCUAAACCCAGUAAAGUACCGCUGUCUCGGCUGCCUCGGUCUCCGUGCCUGCAGCCGCUACUCCCUCCCUCCAGCUCCUCCAGCCUCUCUGACUCCUCCUCCACCUGCUCACGGCUGGCUGCUCCUCUUCUGGACUCCUCAUGUGGGGACAUUUGGAAGAGUGCAGCUCCUCCUGUUCCUCCAGUCAAACCCCAGAAGUUCCAGCAUCAUCUCUUCUCUUCAGACUCCCUCAGCUCGUCCGCCUCUGUCUCCUCUCCUGCUGAAGUGAGCCACAGUCCAGACCCAGGAUGGACUGAACGUCUGCAGCCGAGUCCUUCAGACCCAAUGACCUGCAGCCCACUGGAGUCAAACUCGCCAAACCCCGUCACAGACAACGCUUUGCACCUUCAUUCUCCUCUAAGCGGCUACGUGGAGCGACUGAGGAGAGAGGGGGAAGGAGGGAGAGAGGAGGAGGAGGAAGGGGAGGAGAAGGAGUCAGAAGGAAGGAGAGGACUGGACAGAAGCUCGUACCAUCACGCCAUCGCUGCUUUAGAAAACACCAGCGAGGAAGAGGAGGAGGAUGCUGGGAGAGAGGAGGAGGAGGAAGAAAAGAGUAAGGAGAUUAAGAGGAGCAGCUUCCAGCGGCCGAUCGUGGAGACGGAGUCUGGGUUUCGGCCGGCAGAGUUCAAAACUCGGCUUCUUCCUCCAGAGAACAAACCUCUGGAGAUGGUGGUGCUGAAGAGAUCCAAGGAGCUGCUGCUGAAACACAACCAUCACAGCAUCGCACGACACCUGCUGCUGGCCGACUGUCAGGUUGCAAGGAUCCUUGGCGUGACUCCGGAGCUCAAAGGUCAGAUGGGCGUGGCCUCCGGUCUGGAGUUGGUGACUCUGCCGCAUGGACGGCAACUGAGGCUGGACCUCAUGGAAAGGCACCACACCAUGGCGGUAGGCGUUGCUGUGGAUAUUCUGGGAUGUACGGGCAGUUUGGAGGAGCGUGCCUCAACCUUAAACCGGAUCAUCCUGGUCGCUUUGGAGCUCAAGGACAACGUGGGCGAUCUGUUCGCGUUCACGGCCUUGAUGAAAGCUCUGGACCUGCCACAGAUCAGUCGACUGGAGGAAACCUGGACGGCUCUACGAAGGAACUACACACAGACCGCCAUCAGCUACGAGAAAAUACUGAAACCUUUCUACAAGAAUCUGUACGAAGGAACAGCUUCUCCUCCUCCUGUGGUCUGUGUCCCCCUCCUACUGCCCCUCCUCACACUGAUGGAGCGCCCGUCAAUCACACCCGAGGGGGCGGAGCUCUGGGAGACCAGCGAUCAGGGCUGUGACAUCAUGCUGCGCCACCUUGAGGCUGCACGGGACGUAGCACAGAAUGCACCGAGCUACACGACCAAUGCACAGAAGAUCUUACACGAGUUUGAGAGCGAUGAUGACCUGCUGGAGGUGUUUAAAACAGACUUUCAACUGCGGCUGCUGUGGGGGAGCAGAGGAGCUUCUGUCAACCAAUCAGAUCGCUACAGCAAGUUCAACCUCAUCCUCACUGCAUUGUCACGGAAACUGGAGCCACCACCUACAACACAAACUUUAAUCUGACUCCAGCAGAGUAACAAUUUCUGUGCUGACGGAGAAGACGGAGCAGAAACAAACAACGGUGGAUGAAAGUAUGGAAACAGAAGUCCUGUACAAUCCUGAGACAUUCUAGAUGAUUUCAGGAUGCUCAGGCCCUUCACAGACGUUUUAGUGUGGAGCUGGAAGGAAAAAAAACGGACAAAUUCAGGACUGAAGUGUAUGGGUGAAAGAAAUUGGGCAAAGGAAAUGUUACUUAACAGUCACAAGACGCUGGCUAUGAGGGCUUCAUAUAACCUCAAACAACCAUGAAAAAGUCAUCCAGUAUUUGCAAGCUCACGAUACUAGAAAAAUAUAUAUCUGGUUACAGAGAAUUAAACGUAUUUAAACCAGGCUGCUAAAUGUACAGCAGAUAAUGUAACACUCAGAUGUGUCACAUAUAAAAAUAUAUGCAUCACUAUAACAAGACCUGCACACUUCAAGUCAGAAAACAACCAAGUUACUCACAAAUCUAAAAACCUAUCAGGUCAGAAAAACAGAAACUCAAACAGAAACUUUUUCUAACAUCACUGUGAUGCAAUGUUUGAUUUUUUGCCAUGCAGAAUCUUAGCAGACUUAAUCUCUGUUUUAGGAACAGUAAUCAACCUAAAAAGGGUGAAUCUGCCCUUGGUCCACACCUGACUACCGUCACCUGCUUAAAGAUUGUAGUUUAUGGCAUCAUGAGUGAAUAUAAGUUUUGAAGAGAUAAAAGCAGUUCUCUAUCUAUUAGUGAGACCAAGCAGCUGUGUGCAGUACUGGAAGCAUGUUUUGAUAGUUGCUUUUCAUCUACUGAGAUAAACUUACUAGGAAAUUUUGCACAAAGGAGAAUCAAAACAUGCCUCCUUUUCCUCACAUUAAAAUGCUGCAAAUCAUGGUGCCUCAAGUGAUUCUGUUCUGUAUUUGUUUGGAGAUAAUUGCCAAUCUAGAUGCACUCCACUUAACCUGAAAUCCUACAUGACAGCGCAACAAAACUUCCAUCCAUUUUCUAUACUGCUUAUCCUGUUGGGGGUUGUGGGGGGCUGGAGCCUAUUCCAGCUGUCACUGGGCAAGAUGCAGGACUGGACUGGUUGCCAGUCAAUCACAGGGCUGACAUACAGAGACAGACAACCAGGCAUGCUCACACUUACGACCAGUUUAGAGCGAUCAAUUAACCUAACAGGCAUGUCUUUGGUGUUGGGAGGAAGCCAGAGUACCAAGGGAGAACAGCUGGGUGCAAACUUCACACAGAAGGGCCCUGACCGGGAGGUGAACCAGGGAUCUUCUUGCUGUGAAGCAACAGUGCUAACCCCUGCACCGCUGUGCAGCCUGUUAUAUGACUUGCUCUGCAUAAUCUGACAACGCAUGUAGAGUGAGGAGUGGUUUCAGAUGUAUUAUGAUUGGGUAUUGGAUAGAUUGUAUUGGCAAUUUUGCCAAGAUAGCACAUCUCAACAGAACACCAGUUUAAAAUAAAGAUCCUAGGGUGCACAGAUAGCCAAGUGGUCCAAGGCACUACCCAUGUAUGUAGGUGGCCUGGGUUCAAAUCCAGCCUGUGGCCCUUUACUGCAUCUCUCUCUCCCAUACUGACUCUAUCCCCUGUCCUCCUAUGGAAAGGCAUGAGAAGUCCAAAAAUAAAGCUUCUAUUAUCCUAAUUCAACAUUCCCUUUCAUUAAAAAGUCCUCUGGAAGAAAAUAGUAUCACCUGGAAAAGUUAGUGAGAUAUUAAGACAUCCUUUAAUCUGACUUCAAACAGAUGGAUUUUUACCCACCAAGUCAGCAUCAGGUUAUUAUUCUACAGAGGAACUGAACAUGGAUAUUUAAGGUUUAAAUAAGAAUACGGCCUAUUGAAUUCAUCUUUAUAUGAACUUUAACACAAACAACUUUUGCUGCUUGUUUAACUAGCAAUACAAGAGACUGUUAGGGACUAUAGUUACAAGAGUAUAAAAGGUAAAUAUUAAAGUAUCUUUACGCCACUGUUUUCACAUUGGAGCAGAUUUAAGACUUGUACAUUUGUACACCAGUAACUGUAGCUUCAUGUGUUUUCUCUUUAACAGAUGAAAAUAUUUUUGUUCCUCUAAAAAAGAUUUAAAUGAGUGUAUUAACAUGUCACAGACUUCUGUUGUAUAUAUUUGAACUAUUAGCAUGUUAAUAACAGACUGUACAUAUUUUCUGUAGAAGACUGUAAAGAGAGAUGUGGAUGAAUUUAUUGUUUAUAUUAUGAACUACUGUGGCUUAAGAUUUAAUAAAUGUGGU